Molecule: messenger RNA, 282 nt
Organism: Labrus bergylta (ballan wrasse)
Lineage: Eukaryota; Metazoa; Chordata; Actinopteri; Labriformes; Labridae
Source: RefSeq, a predicted model, not a curated record
AUGGUGCCAAAUGAUCUGAUUUUGGCUACCUUUCAACAGUACAAGACUCGGAUCAUGGAGUUUGAGCUUGAUGAGGAUGAGCUCAAUUCUACCCAGAUACACACAGAAGUGCGUCUCGUUGGUGAAUAUAUUGAAGGAGUCAAUAUUUUGGGCCUGAUCAUCGCGGCAGCUGUCAUCGGGAUAUGCCUCAGGAGGAUGGGAGAAAGGUCCAAACCUAUGGUGGAUGUUGUUAUCGCCCUUAACAAGCUCACCAAUAUAUUAGUUCAAAAUAUUAUAGGGUAA